This is a messenger RNA of Pararge aegeria (speckled wood butterfly), 5853 nucleotides long. It is a transcript of the gene Cftr, whose product is annotated as multidrug resistance-associated protein 4. Gene Ontology annotation, biological process: transmembrane transport. Lineage: Eukaryota; Metazoa; Arthropoda; Insecta; Lepidoptera; Nymphalidae. Gene Ontology annotation, cellular component: membrane. Gene Ontology annotation, molecular function: ATP hydrolysis activity; ABC-type transporter activity; ATP binding. The coding region runs from base 218 to 4396 and encodes 1392 amino acids. The record is from RefSeq and is a predicted model, not a curated record. The transcript has 25 exons.
UUGUCGCUCGGUCUGUGUCGUCCAUAGUAACGCGCUUUGCGCACGCGCAUCACGGCCCUUGCGCCAGAAUCGCGAUUUAAAUUAUUUUGACAAUAAACCAUGAAUUUCGAACUGCACUGAUUUUUUGUCACUGAGACGCAAGCGUGGACUUUUAGUCACAUCAAAACAAAUUGUUUUUUUUUUUCAAUUCUUUUUGUUUAUUAAUAAAAAAAUAGAAAUGGUUAGUGGUAAUAAAAGUCCCGGCGACCCCAUGAAAAUACCGCCAAAAAAUCGUGAAAAGAAGACCAACAACUAUAAGCGAGCGAAUAUAUUCUCCAAGACAUGGUUCGUGUGGAUGAUGCCCACUUUCUGGCGUGGCUACAAGCGGGACCUGUACGAUUCUGAUCUCACCAAACCCAAAGACAACCACCUCUCUGACAAACUUGGUGACCGCCUAGAAAAGAAAUGGCUGGAGGAAAUAGCUUUAGCGAACAAUCAGGGCCGAAAACCAUCGCUUCUCCGCGCUAUGACUAAGACGUUCUGGUUGAGCUAUGCACCUUCCGGCGUAAUGUUUCUGAUACAAGCUCUGAUCCUUAAACCGUUCCAACCAGUGGCGUUGAGCAUGUUGUUGUGGUAUUGGGAGCCCGGCUCAAAAAUGACGUACGAGCAGGCGGUCUACUGCGCCUCUGCUGUCAUACUCAUGUCCCUGCUGAUAGCAUUCCUGAACCAUCACGGCACAUAUUCCACACAACAGUUUGGAAUGAAAGUCCGAAUUGCUGCGUGUUCACUUAUUUACAGGAAGGUUAUGCGUAUGAGCUCUGGUGCUCUAGCUCAAACAACCGCUGGACAAGUAGUUAAUCUUCUAUCCAACGACGUCAAUCGGUUUGACUACGCGUUUAUCUAUACUCACUUCAUCUGGCUGCUGCCUCUACAAGUCGUGGUUGUCUGCUACCUCAUCUAUAUCAAAAUCGGUUACGCCGCUAUCGUUGGAGUUAUUGGCAUCGUUCUGCAAACAAUUCCUGUUCAAUCAUACAUGAGUAAACUGGCUGCAAGAUUACGUAUGAGAACUGCGUGUAAAACGGAUGAGCGUGUGCGCAUCAUGGACGAAAUCAUUACCGGAAUGCAGGUUAUAAAAAUGUACGCCUGGGAAAAGCCAUUCGAGCAAGUCGUGGCUUUGGCUCGCAAAAAUGAAAUUAACUGCAUCACAUCUGCAUCUUACCUCAGGGGAGUGUAUCUUAGCUUCAUGGUAUUCACCGAAAGAUUAUCUCUAUACAUCACUCUUUUGUCCUAUUCAUUAUUUGGAUAUCAAGUUACAGCUGACAUUGUGUUUCCUUUGGCGCAAUUCUUCAACACACUCCAAGGAACACUAUCUAUAAUUAUGUCAAAUGCUGUAUCGUUUUUGGCAGAGGCUCUGAUAUCUGUCCAACGACUUGAAGCGUUCAUGCUAUUGGAUGAAAGAGAAGACCUACGUAGUGUUGCAAAUGUUGAUAUUGCAAAACUGGUACAGAGGGUUAAAAACAAAAAAAAUAAGAACCUUGGUGAACAAGACCUCUAUCCGAAUACGUUUAAAAUGAUUGAAGAAGAAGGUAUUUGUAACCCAGGUUUUGAUUGCAAUGAAAAAGGGUUAACGACACCAGUACAGCACGUCGCUGUAGGCUCUGAUAUCGGUAUACUAAUCCAAGACGUUAGGGCUAAUUGGACUGAGGACGGGCCAGUUACGUUACGUAAUAUUAACUUGAGCAUACCAAAAGGAAAGCUAUGCGCUAUUAUAGGAUCAGUCGGUUCUGGGAAGAGUUCAAUAUUGCAACUGUUGCUAAAUGAGCUACGGGCAACGAGUGGAAAAAUCCAUCUUUCUGGACCGUUGUCUUACGCUUGUCAGGAGCCUUGGUUGUUCGUUGCUACAGUUCGACAAAACAUUCUAUUUGGAUUACCAUACAAUGCAAAGAAAUAUAAAGAGGUUGUAAGAGUAUGUGCGCUUCAGAAGGACUUCCAACAGCUCCCUCACGGUGAUCAAACACUUGUAGGAGAAAGAGGUGCUUCAUUAUCUGGUGGACAAAGAGCACGUAUCAACCUUGCCAGAGCUGUUUACAGACAAGCGGAUAUUUACCUACUAGAUGAUCCUCUAUCAGCUGUGGACGCUCAUGUGGGCCGACAACUCUUCGACGAGUGUAUCACCGGAUACCUUCGUCAUACCACGCGCAUCCUUGUUACUCACCAACUUCACUAUUUAAAAGCUGCUGAUUACAUUGUUAUAAUGAGCAACGGUGCAAUAGAAGCAAAAGGAAGAUAUGAAGAACUGUUAACGUCAGGGAAAGAUUUCGCCAAAUUGUUGUGUUCAGUUCAAGAAAACAAUGAAUCAAAUUCAGAUACUGAAAAACCUCUUGCAAUGACAAGGCGAACAUCAUCUAGACUUUCGACAACAAGACGUCCGUCUAUCGCUGAGUCUACUACAGGCUGUGAAAUUCCCGCUCAAGAGAUGGAAGAAGAAAAACGAGAGUCUGGCUCAAUGGGAUGGCACGUAUAUGGAGCUUAUUUGCGAGCUGGUGGAAAACCAGCUAGACUAUUUUUCAUGGUCCUGUUACUAGUUAUUGGACAAUUAUCAGCUACACUAUGCGACUAUUGGGUUACUUUUUGGACAAAUGAAGUCACACGUAUGAAGGAAAGAGAAGCCAAUCACACAGUUAAGGAAUACGAAAGAGUUGGACCACCGGUGAACACAACAUUUUCCUUAUCCAGCUACUUCUCUGGAAUCGAAAUACAACCAAGUUUAGAUAUUCACGCCUUUAUAGGACCUAUGGACACAUCUAUGUAUCUAUAUGGAUAUACGGCGUUGAUUGUAUGUUGUAUCUUCUUUAUCACGGCUCGUGCUUUCAUGUUCUUUAAAGUCUGUAUGACUGCCUCGAGAAAUCUCCACAACGAUAUGUUCCAUUCUAUGCUUCGCGGUGUUAUGCGAUUUUUUGAUACCAAUUCUUCAGGUCGCAUUUUAAAUCGUUUCUCAAAAGAUAUUGGUGCAUUGGACGAAUUGUUACCAAGAUUUCUUCUGGAAUGCAUCCAAAUUUACCUCGUGAUGUUCAGUAUAUUAGCACUUAACGCUGCUGCAUUAGUCUGGACAUUGUUACCGACCACCAUAAUCCUUCUUUUGUUCUACGUUAUCCUACAAAUCUACUUAAAAUCUGCCCAAUCGAUUAAGCGUCUGGAAGGAACUACGAGAAGUCCCGUAUUUUCACACAUGUCAGCAACAUUAAACGGUAUCAGCACUAUUCGAUCAUCUGGAGCACAGCAGCGAUUGAUUCAGGAGUUCGAUCUAUUCCAGGACAUUCACACUUCAACUUGGAGCAGUUACUUGGCUAGCGGUGUGACGCUUGGUUUCUGGCUUGACAUCAUCUGCGUGCUGUACUUGACUAUUGUUAUCGUUGCUUUUCUCGUAAUCGAUAGUAAAACAAUAUUCUCCGGUAACGUCGGACUGGCGAUAUCGCAGACUCUCAUCUUAACGGGGAUGCUGCAGUUCGGCGUGAGACAAACUGCGGAAGUUAUCUCUCAGAUGACCAGCGUGGAACGAAUCUUACAGUACACCCAUAUUGAGAGAGAACCCCAGUGGGAAAAAGGAAGUAAAGAAACCCCUAAAGGCUGGCCUUGGUGCGGUCGCGUCGAGUUUCGCAAUUGUUAUAUGAAGUACACUCCCGAAGAUUUGCCAGUACUAAAAAAUCUAAAUUUGGUUAUUGAAAGCGGGUGGAAGGUUGGAAUAGUCGGAAGAACGGGUGCAGGGAAGUCUUCACUCAUAUCAUCACUAUUCCGCCUCGCCAUUGUAGAAGGUGAUAUCCUCAUCGAUGACGUCGACACUGCUCAUCUUGCUCUACAGGAAUUACGUUCGAAGAUCUCCAUUAUACCACAAGAGCCAGUGUUAUUUUCUGCAACUAUACGAUACAAUUUAGACCCAUUCAAUAGUUACGAGGAUGAACAAUUAUGGAAAGCGCUUGAAGCAGUCGAUUUGAAGGCAGCGAUUCCAGCAUUAGAUUUCAAAGUGUCUGAAGGUGGAUCCAACUUUUCGCUUGGUCAAAGACAACUAGUUUGUCUAGCAAGAGCUAUUCUUCGUGGGAAUAGAAUUCUGGUGCUGGACGAGGCUACAGCGAACGUGGACCCUAAGACUGACGAAUUCAUCCAAGGAACAAUAAGAAGACGUUUCGCCGACUGCACGGUUAUCACCGUAGCUCAUCGUCUAAACACAAUUAUGGACUCCGAUCGUGUCAUGGUAAUGGAUUCUGGCCGUCUAGUGGAAUUCGACCACCCAUACAGAUUGCUUAACAACCCUCAGGGCUACUUCACCAAGAUGGUCAAUGAAACCAGUGAGAAAAUGUCGGCACAGCUGUACCAAAUUGCAAAGAACACAUUCCUAGACAGUGGUGGCGCGGUAGAAUAAUUUAGUUGUACCAUCUAUUGUUAAGUUUAUUUUAAUUAAGUAGCGAUGUAAGAUUAUCGUUUUGGAAUGAUGCAGUUAGUACUUAGAAUUAUAGUUUCAACGGUAUGGGUACAAGCCAACGGGAACUUAAUUCGUAAGGUAUUUUAAGUUUUCAACUACACUUAGGUAUAAUAUUGCCUGCAUAAUUAUAAAAAAAAACGUUUCAAUUGGAUAUUGUUUGUCGAUUGUUUGUUAAUCGAUUAUAUUAAAUGUAUAAGUAGUUAUAAUAUUUUUCUAAAUUAGUGAAUGAAAUUUAUUGAUAUUGUUAUAUUUUUACGAAAAUAAUUAUGUAAGUAAAUAUUAUUAUUAAGACAUAAGAUUUUUGUUAAAUACCUUGUUUGUACAUAACGGCAUGUUAUUCCAAUACGGACUGAGUGAUGAAUGAAAACUUUAGUUAUUUAAGGGCUUGAGAACAUUCUUCCGUUUAAUAAGCUUAACUUGGGCGCACGUUGUUUUUAAUUACGAACUAUAUUACUUGCUGACCCCUUACAAAUAUGGGGAAGUACACAAAUGAGCCUAAGCACAAUGCCAGAAAAGGCCCACCCCUUUUAUGAAACUGACAAAAUAAGGAAGACCUUAAAUAAUAAUAUAAAUCGUUUAUAUAGUUUCUUACAUUGUAAAUUAUCCAUGUUGUGGAGACCUCCUAGUAAGCAUCAAAAUACCUGUGUCAGGAGGUCUCAGUCUUCCAUAGCAAAGACAAGAUAAUAUUUAUAUACAUAUAUAUAUAGAUAAUAAGGCUUUGUUUUGUUUUCAUUUCCAUGAGGCAAUUUGUUCACAUUUAAAAGUCCCUGGGAGUGCUUUUUCUCCUUAUGUCAUGCGCGAAUAAAAAUAUUUUUGAUUAGAAAAAGAUCAAGCUUCGCAUAACUGGAUAAAAACUGCUUUUCAUAUGAAACAUCCAAUGCAGUGGGUCAGAUCGUCUCUGGUGUCAGGUGUGGCGACUAGCGACUCACAUUGGGCGUAAAAUCGAGUUUCCCUUUGUGAUUUUUAACAGAUAUUUCCGUGAAGAAGUAGGAACACCUGAACAUUUCGUGAUCGAUUAUAUAUAUCUUCUUUCAUGAAUAUUUUCUGGCGUGCCGAUCAUUUUUUACCAACGACUUCAAAUAAAUCGAUGUUUUUAUCACAUACCUUUACCUACCUAAUAAUUAUUUGUAAUAAGCUUAUUGUUUGAAUAAAAAGUAACAAAACGUGGCAAAAAGUAACCAAGACAUUUUUUAAUAACGAGAGCUUCGAAAUAAACAAUUAGCCAUUUUUGGGAGUCGCAUGAAAAUGUUCUUAGGUCCUUUAUAGAAAGCGCACAAGAACACUGUUAUUUAUUUUUAUUAAAAUACCAUCAAAUAUGUUUUAUAGGUAUUGCAAAAUGAUAAUUAAUGUGAUUGCCAUAGAGGUUAGCCUCGAACAAAUAAAAAUAAGCUUUAAAA